Messenger RNA from Candidula unifasciata, 1209 nucleotides. The record is from the annotation of a GenBank genome assembly. NCBI's taxonomy places the organism in Eukaryota, Metazoa, Mollusca, Gastropoda, Stylommatophora, Geomitridae.
AUGGACCACCAAUACGGCAUAGCGGUUACUAACAAAUUCGCGCUUUUUCUUGACGAGGAUGAGGAUCCGUUAGAAAUCUUAUCGAGGCAAGAAGAGCAAGCAAAGUCCAAGAAAAAAGAGGAAGGUGAUAAAAAGUCUUCUAAAUCCAAACAGAAAAAGAAUGCUGUCGCCGAGACGAAAGCAAAGGUUACUGAAACACCGGUGAUUAAAAAAGAAGAGAAAGCAGUACCUCCCAAACAGAAUGAAAGGGGCCGUGGCGGUGUCAGAAACCGCGAACCACGGGAAAUACGAGAUAAUGAAGGGGACAAACGGCCACCCAGGUGGCAAGCUCAGAAAGAGAACCGUGAAGGAAAAGUGGGAGAUGAAAAUGUGCCACCAGAGUUCAGGGAACGGCCAGAAGGUGGCUUCAGGAGACGGGAAGACAGAGGAGAUAGAGAAGGCAGUUUUGGAGGUGAGAGAGGUCGAGGACGUGGUCGGGGCAGGGGACGAGGUGGCCCACGAGGAGAGAGAGGCGGCUUUGGAGGUCCUAGGGGUGGCUUUGGAGGAGACAGGAAGCGAGAGUUUGAUCGUCACAGUGGCACAGACAAAACGGGAAUCAAACCUACCGAAAAGAAGGAAGGUGCAGGUGCUCAUAACUGGGGAAGCACAAAGGAUGAUAUUGAAGAGCAGUUGAGUCCAAAUGAAUCUAAUGAAUGGGGAACUAAACCUGAGGCUGGAGUGGAGAAUCCUGAACAAAACAGUGAGACACCUGAACAGCAGCAACCCCCUGAAGAGCCACAGCCCCAAGAGAUGACUUUGGAUGAGUGGAAAGCACUGCAGACACAACACAAACCUAAAGCAGAAUUCAACAUCCGCCAGCCUGGAGAAGGCGAAGAUGGAUCCAAAUGGUCUAAGGGAAGAGAGUACCACAAAAAGCACGAGGAUGAAGACGAGGAAGAGGAAGAAUCUGAGGAGGAGGAGGAAGAUGAUGAGGAGGAACGUCACGGACGGGGCAAACAGUUGGUGACCGAUAUUCGCAUCACCUUUAACGAUAAUCCCCGCAGGGGAAGAGGCAGACGCGGCGGCAGGGGUGGUCUUGAAAGAGGAGGCAUCACUGGCGGUCGUGGAUCUCGCGGUGGCAUGAGAGGAGUCGGUGGCAAACCCAGAGAGGCUGCCCCUCGCUUUGACGAUGAGGCAGACUUUCCAUCUCUGGUCAAGUCAGCAGCCUAG